This is a messenger RNA of Suillus bovinus, 2089 nucleotides long. RefSeq names its product thiamine diphosphate-binding protein. Gene Ontology annotation, molecular function: catalytic activity. NCBI's taxonomy places the organism in Eukaryota, Fungi, Basidiomycota, Agaricomycetes, Boletales, Suillaceae. The record is from RefSeq and is a predicted model, not a curated record. Bases 78 to 1958 code for a protein of 626 amino acids. The transcript is spliced from 10 exons.
GCUCGGCAAGGAUCGAAUGAUCAGUCCAUCCAUCACACCACAAUUACUUAGACCUCCGAAGCACCUGAUCUCCCAAAAUGUCCGGCACAGAGAGCGCAUUCCCCAUUGAUCUCAAAAAGUACAGAAAAUUGACGCUUGACCCCUCCAAACCCCAGUUGACUGCAGAACAGAGAUCAACUCUUCUGCACAACAUCCAGCUUCUCCGUGAUGCUCUCGUACUCUUCACUGCAACAGGUGCUGCUCGGGGAGUGAGUGGGCACACUGGUGGAGCUUAUGACACCAUUCCAGAGGUGUGCAUUCUCCUCAGUUUGUUCGAGGCAUCGGAGAAAUACCUCCCCAUCGUCUUCGACGAAGCUGGUCACCGUGUCGCGACCCAAUACCUGCUCUCUGCUCUCGAUGGGCACAUCCCCCCUGAACAUCUCCUUCACUACCGCGAAGCCAACUCAAAGUUACCUGGUCACCCCGAACUGGGUUUGACACCUGGUGUCAAGUUCUCCUCCGGCCGUCUUGGUCACAUGUGGCCCAUGGUGAACGGUGUCGCCAUGGCAAACAAGGAGAAGCAGGAGGGUAACGAUGCCGAGGCUGCCAGAUUGGCGGUUGCGCAGAACUUGAACGUUAAAUUGUUGAUCGACGACAAUGACGUCACUAUCGCCGGACACCCAUCUCAGUACCUGAAGGGCUACGACGUCAGUAAGACUCUCGAGGGUCACGGUCUCAAGGUCUACACUGUUCAGGGUGAGGACAUCGAUGCCCUAUGGGCCGCUGUCGCCGCCAUCGUCACCUACGAUGGUCCUGCUGCUGUCGUCUCAAAGCGUCUUAUGGCACCGGGUGUUGCUGACAUUGAAGGUAGCACUCACGGGCAUGAUGUUAUCCCUGUGAAGUCCGCCAUCAAAUACCUCACCGCACGGGGAUACCCCACGUCAAUGUCGGAGGGUAUCCUCAACAACAUCAAGCCUGCGAGCGCGCCAUACUUAUACAUUGGUUCCACCAAGGAGGUUGGCGCAAACCGUGUUGUCUUCGGUGAAGCUGUCAACUUGGUGCUGGACAAGCUUAGCAAGGAGGAGGCUGCCGAGAAAGUCAUGGUGAUCGACAGUGAUCUCGAGGGUUCCACUGGUCUCAAGGUUAUUCACCAAAAACACCCCGAGGUGUUUGUUCCAUCUGGUAUCAUGGAACGUGGAAACUUCUCGACCGCUGCUGGUUUCGGUUUCGACGCGAACAAGUUCGGUGUCUUCUCGACGUUCUCGGCUUUCCUUGAGAUGGUUAUCUCUGAGGUCACCAUGGCCCGCCUUAACAACUGCAAUGUUCUUAGUCACUUCUCGCACUCUGGUGUUGAUGAGAUGGCCGACAACACCUGCCACUUUGGCGUCAACUCCUUUUUCGCCGACAAUGGUCUCUCUGAUGUCCAAACGUGGAUGUACUUCCCUGCAGACCCAUUGCAGAUGGUGGCUGUCAUCCAGCGGGUCUUUUUCGAGCGUGGCUUGCGCUUCGUUUUCUCUACGCGUUCGAAGGUGCCUUACAUCCUCAAGGAGGACGGUACCAAAUUCUUUGGUGAUGGCUACGAGUUCGUGCCUGGCAAGGACGAGACGAUCGUCGACGGCAAGGCUGGAUACGUUGUCUCUUUCGGUGAGAUGCUCUACCGCUCGUGGGACGCUGUCCUGCGCUGCCGCCAGCAGGGUCUGGAUGUCGGCUUGAUCAACAAGCCUACGCUCAACUUGGUCGAUGAACAAACGCUCAGGAAGAUCGGCUCAAGCCCCUUCGUGCUGGUCGUCGAGUCACUGAACCAAAAGACCGGGCUUGGUUCGAAGAUGGGUACUUGGCUCAUCGAGCGCCAGCUCACACCCAAGUAUGGCUACAUGGGUACAGUCAAGGAAGGCUGCGGUGGUCUGUCCGAGCAAAUUCCUUACCAAAACCUUGACCCUCAAUCGAUCAUUAUGAAGAUCAAGCAGUUGUCCAACUAGAAAAUGGAGCAUAUAUUAUAGAGAAGGCUUUCCAAAAACACAAUAUUACUGUAAUGCAAUUGCAAUUUGUACUGUUACCUUGUAGUAGAAUGAUGGAGGGAAUGCGAAUUCUUGAUCGUGUUAAGCACUUA